AAGCAUCAUGUUUUGGAAGUUUGAUUUACACACAACAUCCCACAUCGACACCCUCCUGGAGAAGGAAGAUGUGACUCUGACAGAGGUGAUGGACGAGGAGGAUGUCCUGCAGGAGUGCAAGGCCCAGAACCACAAGCUAGUGGACUUCCUGGUACGGCCUCAGUGCAUGGAGGACCUGGUAACUUACAUCACGCAGGAGCCAAGUGAUGAUGUGGAGGAGAAGAUCAAGUACAAGUAAGUGGGAUUCAUACACUAGGCCAGGAUAUACUUACGAAUAUAUGCCAGUUUUGAGAGCGAUUUCUUGUUUUCUUUCAGCUUCCCUUGCGUUUACCUCAAGGGAAUUCCCCUACAAUCACAAGGGUGCAAACAUGACUUGCUAGACAGUCAAUUAUAUAGGACCUUUGAUGUGAUCUUUUGUGUAGUAUAGGUACUGUAUUAAUCUAUCACUAAAUGUUGUACUUUCAGGUACCCCAACAUAUCCUGUGAACUCCUUACCUCGGAUGUUGGGCAGAUCAAUGACAGACUGGGAGAAGAUGAAAGUUUACUGAUGAAACUUUAUGGCUUCUUGCAAAACGAAUCUCCACUCAACCCUUUACUGGCCAGUUUUUUCAGCAAGGUCCUGAGCAUCCUCAUCGGCAGGAAACCAGAACAGGUGAGAUCAAUACAGAACGCUAGUAUAAACCACACUGGUUUUAAAAAGUUUGACCUGCUCUGGGAGAAAAGAUUGUCCUGUGACACAUCCUUAAACAAACUUCCACUAUCUUUUGCAGAUUGUGGAGUUUCUGCGGAAGAGGGAAGACUUUGUGGACUUAAUGAUUAAACACAUAGGGACCUCUGCCAUCAUGGACUUGUUGCUCAGAAUGCUGACCUGCAUUGAACCACAGCAGCUCAGACAAGAUGUCUUAAAUGUAAGUGUUAUUUGGUUUUCUUCAUGUUUUGAUGUUUCGGUCAAUUUUUUUAGUGUUCAAUCAUCAACCUCUAACUUCUUCUCUUCCUACAGUGGCUGAACGAGGAGAAGGUGAUCCAGAGGCUUGUUGAUAUGGUCCAGCCUUCUCAGGAUGAGGAUGUAAGUCACAUUUCAUCAGCAGUUUGUUUGGAGUCCUGUUGCUCUUUUGCAGUGUCUUCACCAGUCUGCCUCUCUGUUCAUCAUCCAGAGGCACUCCAACGCAUCCCAGUCGCUGUGCGAAAUCAUCCGCCUCAGCAGAGAUCAGAUGUUCCAAGUGCAGGGCUGCUCAGAGCCUGACCCCUUACUGGCCACACUGGAAAAGUGAGUCUCUACAACCUGUUUUUUAUUUUUUCAACAAGGAAUACUCAUUAUUACUGUCAUGAUAUUCACUGUAUUUUAUUGUCGUGGCAAAAUCACUACUGAUUUACAUGUCCCUCCCUUUCUCUCAGACAAGAGACUGUGGAGCAGUUGCUGUCCAACAUAUUUGACAAAGAGAAAAAUGACUCUGCAAUAGUCAGUGUAAUUCAGAUUCUCCUGACACUCUUUGAGACACGAAGACCAGCGUAAGUUAACAAUAUCCCAUUUUAAAGUUUGAUUUGUUUUGUGUUGUGAGACUUGUCUGAUGUACUGUUCUGUCAUGUGCAGGUUCGAAGGCCAUUUGGAAAUCUGUCCUCCUGGUAUGAGCCACCCAUCCUUCUCAGUCAAUCAGAGCAUUCUCGAGGCUGUCAGACCCAGGCUCAAAGACUUCCAUCAACUGCUGCUGGAACCCCCAAAGGUAAUACCAUACUUUGCAUACACUAUAUAUACAUAAGUAUGUGGACACCCCUUCAAAUUAGUGGAUUCGACUAUUUUAGCCACACCCGUUGCUGACAGGUGUAUAAAAUUGAGCACACAGCCACGCAAUCUCCAUAGACAAACAUUGGCAGUAGAAUUGCCUUACUGAAGAGCUCAGUGACUUUCAACGUGGCACCGUCAUACGAUGCCACCUUUCCAACAAGUCAGUUCAUCAAAUUUCUUCCCUGCUAGAGCUGCCCCAGUCAACUGUAAGUGCUGUUAUUGUGAAGUGGAAACGUCUAGAAGCAACAACGGCUCAGUCGCGAAGUGGUAGGCCACACAAGCUCACAGAAUGGGACUGGCGAGUGCUGAAGCGCGUAGUGUGUAAAAAUCGUCUGUCCUUGGUUGCAACACUCACUACCGACUUCCAAACUGCCUCUGGAAGCAACGUCAGCACAAGAACUGUUCGUCUUGGAGCUUAAUUAAAUGGGUUUCCAUGGCCGAGCAUCCGCACACAAAAAUAAGAUCACCAUGCGCAAUUCCAAGCGUCGGCUGGAGUGGUAUAAAGCUUGCCACCAUUGGACUCUGGAGCAGUGGAAACGCGUUCUCUGGAGUGAUGAAUCACGCUUCACCAUCUGGCAGUCUGACGGACAAAUCUAGUUUUGGCGGAUGCCAGGAGAACGCUACCUGCCCCAAUGCAUAGUGCCAACUGUAAAGUUUGGUGGAGGAGGAAUAAUGGUCUGGGGCUGUUUUUCAUGGUUCAGGCUAGGCCCCUUAUUUCCAGUAAAAGGAAAUCUUAACUUUACCAGCAUAUAAAUACGUUGUAGACGAUUCUGUGCUUCCAGCUUUGUGGCAACAGUUUGGGGAAGGCCCUUUCCUGUUUCAGCAUGACAAUGCCCCUGUGCACAAAGCGAGGUUCAUACAGAUAUGGUUUGUCGAGAUUGGUGUAGAAGAACUUGACAGGACUGCACAGAGCCCUGACCUCAACUUCAUUGAACACCUUUGGGAUGAAUUGGAAUGCCGACUGCGAGCCAGGCCUAAUCGCCCAACAUAAGUGCCCGACCUCACUAAUGCUCUUGUGGCUGAAUAGAAGCAAGUCCCUGCAGCAAUGUUCCAACAUGUAAUGGAAAGCCUUCCCAGAAGAGUUGAGGCUGUUAUAGCAGCAAAGGGGAGACCAACUCCAUAUUUUGCCCAUGAUUUUGGAAUGAGAUGUUUGACGAGAAGAUGUCCACAUACUUUUGGUCAUGUAGUGUACCUACAGUGAGGGGAAAAAAGUAUUUGAUCCCCUGCUAAUUUUGUACGUUUGCCCACUGACAAAGAAAUGAUCAGUCUAUAAUUUGAAUGGUAGGUUUAUUUGAAUAGUGAGAGACAGAAUAACAAAAAAAAUCCAGAAAAACGCAUGUCAAAAAUGUUAUACAUUGAUUUGCAUUUUAAUGAGGGAAAUAAGUAUUUGACCCCUCUGCAAAACAUGACUUAGUACUUCGUGGCAAAACCCUUGUUGGCAAUCACAAAAGUCAGACGUUUCUUGUAGUUGGCCACCAGGUUUGCACACAUCUCAGGAGGGAUUUUGUCCCACUCCUCUUUGCAGAUCUUCUCCAAGUCAUUAAGGUUUCGAACCUUCAGCUCCCUCCACAGAUUUUCUAUGGGAUUAAGGUCUGGAGACUGGCUAGGCCACUCCAGGACCUUAAUGGGCUUCUUCUUGAGCCACUCCUUUGUUGCCUAGGCCGUGUGUUUUGGGUCAUUGUCAUGCUGGAAUACCCAACCACGACCCAUUUUCAAUGCCCUGGCUGAGGGAAGGAGGUUCUCACCCAAGAUUUGACAGUACAUGGCCCCGUCCAUCGUCCCUUUGAUACGGUGAAGUUGUCCUGUCCCCUUAGCAGAAAAACACCCCCAAAGCAUAAUGUUUCCACCUCCAUGUUUGACGGUGGGGAUGGUGUUCUUGUGGUCAUAGGCAGCAUUCCUCCUCCUCCAAACACGGCGAGUUGAGUUGAUACCAAAGAGCUCCAUUUUGGUCUCAUCUGACCACAACACUUUCACCCAGAUCUCCUCUGAAUCAUUCAGAUGUUCAUUGGCAAACUUCAGACGGGCAUGUACAGUGCUAUGAAAAAGUAUUUGUCCCCUUUCUAAUUUUCUCUACUUUUACAUAUUUGUGAUACUGAAUUAUCAGGUCUUCAACCAAAACCUAAUAUUAGAUAAAGGGAACAUAAGUGAACAAAUAACACAACAAUUACAUAUUUAUUUCAUAAACAAAGUUAUGCAACACCCAAUUCCCCUGUGUGGAAAAAGUAAUUGCCCCCUUACACUCUAACUGGUUGUGCCACCUUUAGCUGCAAUGACUCCAACCAAAUGCUUUGUGUAGUUGUUGAUCAGUCUCUCACGUCGCUGUGGAGGAAUUUUGGGCCACUCUUCCAUGCAGAACUGCUUUAACUCAGUGACGUGUGGGUUUUCAAGCAUGAACUGCUCGUUUCAAGUCCUGCCACAACAUCUCAAUUGGGAUUAGGUCUGGACUUUACCUGGGCCAUUCCAAAACUUCAAAUUUGUUGCUUUUUAGCCAUUUUCAAGUAGACUUCAUUUUGUUUUUGGGAUCAUUGUCUUGCUGCAUGACCCAGCUGCGCUUCAGCUUCAAAAGUAUAACUUUUUGGACGACAUGGUUCCAGUAAUGCCUGGCGAAAACCAACCACUGCAUUCCACAGUAAGAACAUCAUACCAAAGGUCAAGCAUGGUGGUGAUGGUUUGGGGAUGCUUUGCUGCCUCAGGACCUGGACGACUUGCCUUAAUAGAAGGAACCAUGAAUUCUGCUCUGUAUCAGAGAAUUCUACAGGAGAAUGUCAGACCAUCCGUCUGUGAGCUGAAGCGCAGCUGGGUCAUGCAGCAAGACAAUGAUCCAAAAAACACAAUCAAGUCUACUUGAAAAUUGCUAAAAAGCAACAAAUUGGAAGUUUUGGAAUGGCCCAGGCAAAGUCCAGACCUAAUCCCAAUUGAGAUGUUGUGGCAGGACUUGAAACGAGCAGUUCAUGCUUGAAAACCCACACGUCACUGAGUUAAAGCAGUUCUGCAUGGAAGAGUGGCCCAAAAUUCCUCCACAGCGACGUGAGAGACUGAUCAACAACUACACGAAGCAUUUGGUUGGAGUCAUUGCAGCUAAAGGUGGCACAACCAGUUAUUGAGUGUAAGGGGGCAAUUACUUUUUCACACAGGGGAAUUGGGUGUUGCGUAACUUUGUUUAUGAAAUAAAUAUGUAAUUGUGUUAUUUGUUCACUUAUGUUCCCUUUAUCUAAUAUUAGGUUUUGGUUGAAGAUCUGAUAACAUUCAGUAUCACAUAUGCAAAAGUAGAGAAUUAGAAAGGGGGCAAAUACUUUUUCAUAGCACUGUGUGCUUUCUUGAGCAGGGGGACCUUGCGGGUGCUGCAGGAUUUCAGUCCUUCACGGCGUAGUGUGUUACCAAUUGUUUUCUUGGUGACUAUGGUCACAGCUGCCUUGAGAUCAUUGACAAGAUCCUCACGUGUAGUUCUGGGCUGAUUCCUCACCGUUCUCAUGAUCAUUGCAACUCCACGAGGUGAGAUCUUGCAUGGAGCCCCAGGCCGAGAGAGAUUGACAGUUCUUUUGUGUUUCUUCCAUUUGUGAAUAAUCGCACCAACUGUUGUCACCUUCUCACCAAGCUGCUUGGCGAUGGUCUUGUAGCCCAUUCCAGCCUUGUGUAGGUCUACAAUCUUGUCCCUGACAUCCUUGGAGAGCUCUUUGGUCUUGGCCAUGGUGGAGAGUUUGGAAUCUGAUUGAUUGCUUCUGUGGACAGGUGUCUUUUAUACAGGUAACAAGCUGAGAUUAGGAGCACUCCCUUUAAGAGUGUGCUCCUAAUCUCAGCUCGUUACCAGUAUAAAAGACACCUGGGAGCCAGAAAUCUUUGAUUGAGAGGGGGUCAUACUUAUUUCCCUCAUUCAAAUGCAAAUCAAUUUAUAACAUUUUUGACAUGCGUCUUUCUGGAUUUUUUUGUUGUUAUUCUGUGUCUCACUGUUCAAAUAAACCUACCAUUAAAAUUAUAGACUGAUCAUGUCUUUGUCAGUGGGCAAACGUACAAAAUCAGCAGGGGAUCAAAUACUUUUUCCCUCACUGUAUCGUCUUACACACACUAAACAGUGCAGACAUUUCAGGCCAUUUUAGUAAGCUAAGUAGAGGUUUUUCUCCGUUAUGAACUUGAAAGAAAUAUGACUAACCACUAUUUUCAAUAAACUAUUACUACUCUCUUUCAAUGUUUUUGUUAUCCUGCCAUCUCAAUCUCGGUUCAACUUUGAGUCAUAUUUAUCGUCAGAGUGGGUGGUCUUUCCUCUAAUUUACUUUACAAGUGCAGUCCACUCUACAAGUUCACUCCAAUGGUGGUUGUAUUUGCGUUACCAAGUUCAAUGAAUGUAGUCUGUGAGAGUCUGAUUUUGUUCCUUUCAUCACCAUAUUUGCAGAAGAAUAUCAUGAAAACCACAUGGGGAGUGCUAGACCCCCCAGUGGGCAACACCCGGCUGAAUGUGGUCCGUCUAGUGGCUAGCCUUCUGCAGACCAACACUCAUAUCAUCAACAUGGAGCUGACUAACCUCAACACUCUAGGAGUCAUACUCGUAAGUUGCCUGUCUUCUUGUGUGGUUUUUUUACACUUGGUUUUUAGUACUAGUUGUUCCUGCCAAAACCCGCACCUGGAUUUAGACUGCUAUGCACAAGGGUUUCUGUCUUUUAUGACACUAGUUCCCUUACUACCCCCUUCUCAUAACCAAGGUCAACAGGGAUGAUGCAAACUUCAACAACAUGGUUUGGGACAUUUUCAUAUUAAAUAAAUGUAUUUAUAUUUUAUAUAUUUUUCUCCAUUUUAUUCUCAGGACAUGUACUUCAAAUAUAUAUGGAAUAACUUCCUGCAUUUACAAGUAGAAAUAUGCACUGCGAUGAUCCUAGCAAUGCCCCCAGCCCAAAGUGAAAACCCCGAAAUCAACAGUGACCAGGAGCCUGUCAGAGAAAGCCACCUCAUCAAACAUGUGAGGCUUUAUCAGCCUUUUCUUUACAUCUAUUAUGGUAUUCAUGUCGGACAAGUCAAUUCAUUAUUUUUUGUGCUCGGUGUUUUAGCUGUUUCAGAAGUGCCAGUUUAUACAGAGAAUUCUUGAUGCAUGGAGCUCCAACGAGAAAGUGCAGUAAGUACUGUUAUUAUUAAUGAUGGAUAUGUUUCUCAUUCCGUUAUGCAUUUAGACCAUAAUGCUGUUGUUACCAGACCAAUGGACUUUGCAGAUUUGUGUUUAAAUCUCUUGUGAGCUCUUUGGUUUUUACCCUUGCGAAGGCUCACAAAUGUCACCACAAUGUGCCAGUAGGCUUCAAUAAGUGUGUAUCCUCUUGCAGAGCUGAGGGUGGACGUAGACAAGGCUACAUGGGCCACUUGACCAGAAUAGCCAACUCAAUAGUGCACAACAGUGACAAGGGCCCCAAUGGUGCACAGAUACAGCAGCUCAUCUCAGGUGAGUGCACUUUGAGACCUAUAAGGAAUGAGGUUGUUGGAGCGAAACACCCCCCCCCCCCCCCCCCCCAAAAAAAAAACUGUCCUUACUAUAUCCUGAAAUGAGGUGGAAUAGACUAAUCUUCUUAUUUCUCUGCUUUAUUUCAGAGCUCACAGAGGAUGACAAAGACAGAUGGGAGGCCUUCACUUCUGGUCAGCUAGCUGAAACAAACAAGAGAAACACUGUAGACCUAGUAAGUCUGAUACAGACACCUCCGUUACUUAAUGCCAAAAUGGAUGUUUGCAAAGUACACAGUAUUUACACUGACAUGUACUGAAAGGUGAAGUGCCAGUAGUGCCAAAGCUGUCUGAAGGAUGUCUCGUGGUUGUCCUCUUAGUAAUAAGGUUGUUUGCACUGUGCCCUAGGUGAACACACACCAUAUUCACUCAUCCAGUGACGAUGAGGUAGACUUCAAGGACAGCGGAUUCACCCACGGUUCCUCUUUACAACAAGUAAGUCUGUAACUGGAUGAGACUAUAUAAAUACUGCUAAAUCUGCAUGUUGAUGCUUUUUAUAAUUGUUAACAUUAUUAUACUGGACUAAUAAUGUCUAGUAAUAGUAGUACUGAUAUGUGCAUUUUAUAAACUAAUAUUAAACAUGUAUCUUCCAAAUGUAAGUAUGCAUGUGCUCUUAAUCUGAAAACUAUUAACGUAUAGCUACAGUAUUAGUCAAUUGUUUUGAAUUGAAGUACUUGAAGUUUUUUGUAGUGCCAAGACUAUAUCAUUAUCAUUGGUCCUGGGUUUGCCAGGCCUUUUCUGAUUAUCAGAUGCAACAAAUGACGUCCAAUUUUAUUGAGCAGUUUGGCUUCAAUGACGAAGAGUUUGCUGAUCAGGAUGAUGUCGUGGAGUGAGUACUGAUCCUGCAUGUUUUCUUCAUAACCUGCUAUUAUACUGGUUGGGGGAUUUCAAUAAGGGUUUCGGGUGACUACUGGUAUUCUAUUAAUACAUUCUCUGCUUACUUAACAAAGGACUGGGAAUCAGUUUCUUUCUCUGUACAAAGGUUUAGGUUACAUACAUGUUUGCAAUUAACAUUUACAUAUGAAAAUAAAAUGCCACUGUUUGGAUAAUGAUAUCGCUAGUGUGGGGGAAAGUAAUUGGUAGGUAAAUUGGAUGCCAGUCUGAAUUCGGAAACCCAUGAAUGUCAAAUUUUCUUAUGAUUACAUUUAACUAGCUGUUAUUAUACAGGUCCAGAUAGUAACUUUGUAAUUGUUAAUUGCAAAACAGGUAUUUUUUUCUGGAUCAAAAUGGGCUUACGUGGUGUGGGUGUGGACAUGAGCGUGGCCGCCGACCAACAUUUUUUAGAGGCCCUCCUGUUGGGCACAAUGACAAAAUUGAGCUGUUUUAAAGCAUGGCUUAUGAGUCAAAUAUCCCUUUUAUACUAAGGCGUUUUUCCGCCCACUUUAUCAUACAGCCAACCUUUACCGCUUUUUCUUUAUCUGAAAGGUAUUGCCGGUAUCAAAGCCUACAUUUUUAUUUCCGCCAAACGACCUACUAAUCAUUUCGGUAAAGUUCUGCUUACGGCAUAGUAUGAAACGUAGCGGUAAUGUUGAGGCGGCUUUGGCACGCACUACGCUCUUAAACUCUUGAUGGUUGCUAGACGGCCAGUUCUAAACUUCGCAAGACAUGUCACUUCGCUCAUCUCUUCGCAUAGCCCACCACUAAGCAUGCACUUUUCUUAACCACAACUGGAUGGAUCCAUAAAUAAGUACUGUGGGAAUAAAUAUCACUAAAUUAUGAAAAUAUUGGAAUAAAGUAUGCUAAUGAAAUUGAAGGCAUGUAAUAAAUGGUUGCUUACUGAAACUUCCCAAAGUCAUCCAAUCCUUGUAAUACAUUUGAAUCAAUAGCCUGCCCGCGUGUGGUCAACUAGAUUGUCAUUUCACUACCGUUUUGAUUGGGACGGUGCCAUCGCGCUGCUUUGAGACAAGUGUUUGGACUAGUCUUGAUAAAUCAAUAAAUGUCAGAUUUUGUUGCUUUACCUGAAUCUCCGCUUGGAUAUUGGUUUGGCUACAAUUAGGCUGGGGAAAUGUUAGUGGAGGUGAGUGCUGCUCAUGAUUGUCUUGUGUAGUUUUGCCAUGUUAUGUAGUUUAACAAGUGGAUUAUUUAGCUCUUUACUCAGUCGUUUAGUAGCCUAGGCCUACUCCCAACCAAAAGCCUGUGACUUCACUGACUUGUCUGAUAAUCAAUCAAUGUGAUUUUGUUUCACUGAAUCUCCGUCUCUAUAGGCUAUUUGGUUCAUUCUCUGGCUGGGCAAAUAUAGCUAAUCUAUUCGUUUGCUCAUCUAUCACUGAUCAGAAACAUUUAUGAUGCAAUAAUGUAGCCUAAAUCAAGUGUAUGCUUAUUAUUUUGCUCAAUUGCAUAUAGAUCAACUCCAAAAGCCCACAGAGGUUGUGAAAAUGAACGAAACUCGCAUGCUUUUGAAAAUAUAAUUGAUAGUAUUUUCUAUCGGUAUCAUGAAGGUAAGACCCUAUGCCUGCUCCAUAACAAAGCGGAUUGAGGGUAGGAAAGAUGACACGUGGAUAAAAAAUGCACUGGCUUGGGCUCUUUAAAAAAAUCUUUUUUUUUUUUCUCGACAGUGGUACCACAUGUUCCUGUGACACAAGUUGUGUAGGGAAAAAUAUGUAUUUUAUUCUUUUAUCCCAUUAUAUUCUUACUAUAAAAUCUGUGUUGACUCAUCGGGUAGGUGUUUUGUCUGUUUUAAUGAACAAAAUAACAAACUAUUGAUUUGAUUUGGAUGGUUUAGCCUAAUUAAACUAAAAUGCUAUUCUUUUGAAAAUACAUUUUGUUUAUGUUUCUUAGGACUUGCCUAAAUGAAUUAAUAAUGGAUUUCUUUUUGAUGGUGUAUAUUCUCAAUGGAUUUAUUAAAAUCGACCCACAUCUGCACACCACUAUUACCACUUGUCCCCAGCAUGCACACAGGAGGUAUAAAAGGUGUAUGCAGGCAAGAAUGUGGUUAAAAAUGUGCCUGUUUUGUAAGGGGGUCAUAUAAACAUUGGCAAUUUUUUUUACAGGCUAAACAAUGUAACUCAUGUGAAAGCAGUAGAACAUUAUAACAAAAUCACAAAUCAUAAUUUUGUGCUUUUUUGAUUCUCCCUGUCUGUCUAGCUUUUAUUUUGGUGAUUGUUAGUUUUCAAAGAUCUUAUUUAAAAAUUAUAUAGGUCCAUUAUCUUUCCUACAUACUUCAUCUGUUUUUAGUCGUUUGUUUACACUGAAAACGUUUUUCCAUCCCCCAUAUUUUUUUUUUACUGUUUGGACAUAGGCCGCCCGAGGAAAAACACUUAGGCGACACACCCAAGACUUUUCUAUGCAGAACAAACCCUGCAAAAUUCAGUUUAGUUUGGAGUAAGUAGCGCACUUCAACCCUCCUCUGUGCCACUGCUCUCUGCGUCUUCUUGUUAUUUGGUAAUCUGCUGGGGUUUGGGCUCCUGUGGAGAAUGACCAGCUGGGAAUGGCUGGCUGGAGUUUCUGCAUAAAGCUGCUUUAAUGUGAAUUACAUUGCCAUCAUUAUCCUUCUACCUGUUACUGGGCCUCUGUAGGUAGGCGUCCUGAAGCCAUUGUGUUUAGUCAUUGUGUGAAGUCAUUGUCUAAUUAAUAUAACUAAACUAAACUCUUUUCUUUAACAUUUCAGUAUUCCCUUUGAUAGAAUAUCAGACAUCAAUUUUUCCUUGAAUACAAAUGAAAGUGUAAGUAUUUUAAUAUAAUUUCAUGUAAUGCAUUUCAAAGGUAGUGAAAGGAUGUUCAAAUGAAUGCCAUAUUGUCUUCCAUUUUUUACCGGAGAUAUGUUCAAUUCUAGUGGGAAUGAGUAAGAGAAUUUUCCUCAAACUGCUACAUCAUCUCCCAAAACUUUGAAGUUGACCAUUUUUAUAAUGCUGUACAGUGUUUACCCUAGGAUUUAUUUAAGCCGCAGAGACACAACUUUGCUGUUUUAAAGCUAAUUUCCUGGAAGUCUACACAUUUUGCCAUGGCUUAUGCCUUGUUCUUAUGCUAUCUAAGUGAUUCAAACAUUAUAACAGUCAAUGGGGGCCACAUGACAUUUUGGGAAUUUCAGAUUCUCCCUGACUAGUUUUUAUUUAGGUAAUUGUUAGUUCUCAAAGAUGAUCCUAUUUAAAAAUAAAUAAAUUGCUUCAUUAUCUUUUCAACAUACUUUAUAUCUGGUGUUAGUCAGUUUAAGUUUACACUGAAAGUGUUUUACCAUCCUGAAAAUUAUUCCCCUUAAUGCAUAUAGGGGAGGUACUGGUACAUACAGUGGGGGAAAAAAGUAUUUAGUCAGCCACCAAUUGUGCAAGUUCUCCCACUUAAAAAGAUGAGAGGCCUGUAAUUUUCAUCAUAGGUACAUGUCAACUAUGACAGACAAAUUGAGAUUUUUUUCUCUCCACAAAAUCACAUUGUAGGAUUUUUUAAUGAAUUUAUUUGCAAAUUAUGGUGGAAAAUAAGUAUUUGGUCACCUACAAACAAGCAAGAUUUCUGGCUCUCACAGACCUGUAACUUCUUCUUUAAGAGGCUUCUCUGACCUCCACUCGUUACCUGUAUUAAUGGCACCUGUUUGAACUUGUUAUCAGUAUAAAAGACACCUGUCCACAACCUCAAACAGUCACACUCCAAACUCCACUAUGGCCAAGACCAAAGAGCUGUCAAAGGACACCAGAAACAAAAUUGUAGACCUGCACCAGGCUGGAAAGACUGAAUCUACAAUAGGUAAGCAGCUUGGUUUGAAGAAAUCAACUGUGGGAGCAAUUAUUAGGAAAUGGAAGACAUACAAGACCACUGAUAAUCUCCCUCGAUCUGGGGCUCCACGUAAGAUCUCACCCCGUGGGGUCAAAAUGAUCACAAGAACGGUGAGCAAAAAUCCCAGAACCACACGGGGUGAAUGACCUGCAGAGAGCUGGGACCAAAGUAACAAAGCCUACCAUCAGUAACACACUACGCCGCCAGGGACUCAAAUCCUGCAGUGCCAGACGUGUCCCCCUGCUUAAGCCAGUACAUGUCCAGGCCCGUCUGAAGUUUGCUAGAGUGCAUUUGGAUGAUCCAGAAGAGGAUUGGGAGAAUGUCAUAUGGUCAGAUGAAACCAAAAUAGAACUUUUAGGUAAAAACUCAACUCGUCGUGUUUGGAGGACAAAGAAUGCUGAGUUGCAUCCAAAGAACACCAUACCUACUGUGAAGCAUGGGGGUGGAAACAUCAUGCUUUGGGGCUGUUUUUCUGCAAAGGGACCAGGACGACUGAUCCGUGUAAAGGAAAGAAUGAAUGGGGCCAUGUAUCAUGAGAUUUUGAGUGAAAACCUCCUUCCAUCAGCAAGGGCAUUGAAGAUGAAACGUGGCUGGGUCUUUCAGCAUGACAAUGAUCCCAAACACACCGCCCGGGCAACGAAGGAGUGGCUUCGUAAGAAGCAUUUCAAGGUCCUGGAGUGGCCUAGGCCAGUCUCCAGAUCUCAACCCCAUAGAAAAUCUUUGGAGGGAGUUGAAAGUCCGUGUUGCCCAGCGACAGCCCCAAAACAUCACUGCUCUAGAGGAGAUCUGCAUGGAGGAAUGGGCCAAAAUACCAGCAACAGUGUGUGAAAACCUUGUGAAGACAUACAGAAAACGUUUGACCUGUGUCAUUGCCAACAAAGGGUAUAUAACAAAGUAUUGAGAAACUUUUGUUAUUGACCAAAUACUUAUUUUCCACCAUAAUUUGCAAAUAAAUUCAUUAAAAAUCCUACAAUGUGAUUUUCUGGAAUUAUUUUUCUCAUUUUGUCUGUCAUAGUUGACGUGUACCUAUGAUGAAAAUUACAGGCCUCUCUCAUCUUUUUAAGUGGGAGAACUUGCACAAUUGGUGGCUGACUAAAUACUUUUUUUCCCCCACUGUAUUAGCUAAUGCUGCACUCCGGACGUCUGAAGUUCUGUUACCUAUGAAAAUGAUGCAGGCACUUAUUUUCUUCCCUUUUCCAUUUACAGUAAUGAGGAAGUGGAGGCAUCACAGCAUAUCUUUUUGUGUAUCUUGUUAUGUAAACCCUGGCUUGGUGUUGUCUUUCAGGCAAAUAUAGCUCUGUUUGAGGCCUGCUGUAAGGAGAAGAUCCAGCAGUUUGAAGAUGCAGGCUCUGAUGAGGAGGACAUCUGGGAUGAGAAAGAUGUCACUUUUGCACCAGAAGCUCAGAGACGUCCUCGGUACGGCAGCACCUCUUGGUGGAUAUGUAAAUUAAAUGUCUUAAAUAACUAACAUCUUAUAUUCCGAGGCUGACUCAAAGCACCAAUUUGGGUUUGGGGGAUUGAUACGUUUUAUUGACUUCUGUCCAUUCUGUGCCUCCAUUAGGAGCUCUGGCAGUACAGAUAGUGAGGAGAGCACAGACUCUGAGGAGGAGGAUGUUAAACGUGAUCCCUUUGAGCCCAACAACGCCAGCUCUGAUGACAGAAUGGAGGUAGACACGGGUGAAGGUGAGCGAUUUGUUCCGGGUUGACACACUGGGGUUGGGUUGACAGUUUGUUGGGUAGGUCGGUCUGGUAUGAUCUUUUCAAGAUGAUGCCUUGCUUUUUUGUGACGGCUGCCCUGUUGUUUCAGGGCCUCUGUGGACAGCUAACUUUGACGACACACCCAUGGACACUGGGAGUUCUACGGCGAUGGGAGAAUCUGCCCCAGUCUCCCCCUCCACCACCGCUGCCCCAGUCUCCCCCUCCACCACCGCUGCCCCAGCCUCCUACUCUGCGGUUAUACCAGAGUCUGCUGGCUGGAGCUCCCCCAAUGCCUCCCCUGACAAAGCCACGAGCUGGGCAGACUUCUCUAGCAACUUCUCACCAGUUAGGUAAGGGUUCAUCAUUCACCACCCUCACAGCCCCAAGGCCUUAGGUGGCCCGUAGUAUGAAUAAGGAUGGGGGUAACUGGUGUUCUGUUCAUUCCCCUGCCUUUCCAUGUCUUAUAUUUGAGUUUGGCUAUUUUAAGAGGACAAAUUCAAGAGCUUUUCUGACUUCAUCUUCCAGCCCCAAAGAUCAUUGGAGGAGCAAUUCCCCAGUAGCAAUGGAGACCUGUAUAGAGACAGGGGACCCCUUGGGUGUCAACGCACCAAUGCAGCCUGAAGGUGAGGUUUGCCACUGAGCCAUGCAUUAAUAAGUGUUUUAUUACUCACUCUGUGGUCACUGUGUUAUGAUGCUAUCCCUGUGUGAAGUCCCAGAUUCUGACCAGUGGCCAGGGGAUGAGGCAGAGAAGGCUGGAAGCUCGGACGCAGAAGAGACGGUCACCACUGAGACGGUCACCAACGGCUCCAUGAAGGAAACAGUUAGCCUUACUGUAGAUGCCAAAACUGAAACUGCCGUUUUCAAGAGGUAAGGCUUCUGAUGACUCACCAUAUCCCUUUCCUCCUGUCUCCAAUCCUUCCCUUACAACACAGCCAUUCACCUCACAGAGCAUGUGGAAUUGACCUCUGUGUCUUGCCACGUUUUCCCCCUCCUGCACUGAGUGAGUUAAAGCCAUGCAAGGCAGGGACACCAGUAGACUUGUAUAAAUAUCUAUAUACCAUUUAUGUAUCACCAAACCUGCCGAACCUACAUUGCUGUCUGUUUGUGUUGUUUGAGAAACUGUCCUUAACUUUAACUGCAACACUUACAACAUGAGCUUCCUCUUUCUCUCUGGCGUGCGUGUGGCUUCAGAGUGUUGAAAUCUUAUCGGUAUGUACAGCCACUCGGGGGGGCAGACAUCUGCCGUGUCUUGUUUUCAUGUCAGCCAGAGUUUCUUUUUUUAAAUGAUUAAUUAUUUUGCCAUCUCCAUUUGCAUGUCUAUAUCUCAGAUGUAGUGAUUUGGUCUUCACUCAUCGUCAGUGACGUCGUGAAAUGGCCGUCGGCCCUCAGGAUUAGCCACUCCCAGGCUUUCUGAAUUGGCCUUGUUCUCCUUUCUGUUGAUGUUCAGUUUUAGUUGUGGGUGUGGAUUGGCGAAGGCAGUCUUCAAUAUGUAUCCGCCACCUCCUUGUGCUGGUGUCUCAUUGGCUUUGGAUCACAGCUCAUGGCAUUGUGAGGUGGCUGGAAUAAACUGGAGAGAGAUGAGUCUUAGCCUAGCAGUAGUCCUGUUGUCAUGCAAAACUCAGCUCUACUAGCAAAGAUCUUUUGUUUUUAAGCUUGGAUCUCAAGUCAAACCUUCAAAAUGCCAUCUAGGUAGUUGUAAAUGCAGUUAACUUUGCCAGGUCAUUGUAAAUAAGAAUGUGUUCUAAAUUGACUUGCCUGCUUAAAUUAAAGGUUAAAUAAACCGUACAUAACCGCAUCCUCAAAGAAAAUAAGACCCUUAAAAAUACUUAAAUAUCCUGGUGUGCGUUAGUUUUGCCUAGUAAUUAUGAUGAGGUAGUCGUGGUGGUUUAGUUACAAAAAGCAAGACUGAUGGCUGACAGUUUGAUCCAUUUCCGUGAGUUUCAAAACUGGCAUUAUCACCUCAUGUUCUGCUCUUCAAAACAAGCUUACUCUUAAAAAGAGGCAACUGCUGUAAGUGGAUGGUCAGGAAAUCUAAAUAGACUUCUGCUGCUUUUGUCCAUUUGCUGUCCAUUUUGUUCCUUGCAUCCAUUUUUAACCUCCAUACACAUUGACACAUUCGUUUGCCCCAAUGCUUUAAUGUGGUCUGUCUGUCCCAUUCUGCAUGCGUCAGUCUUUUCCGUUCUGUGUCUAAACAGUGGGGGAUUUCUGUCUACUAGAGUCAUUCCGUAUGUUUGGAAAUGGCAAGAGCUCUGUAAAUGUUCCCUUUUCUCUACAGUGAGGACAUGAAGUUCUCUACCUCAGAAGAUGCAUCUGCAAAGUACGUCGUGGGGGAGAAUGGAACACCAGAGAAGGGAGUCCCUGCAUCAGUCCAGCCUGCCAGCAACGGUCCCAAACCAAGGUCUGGCUGUUGUGAAAUCAUACCUUCACUGGAACUGUCUAGUGCUAGUAAGCUAUUUUCAGACAUGCUGUUGUACCUGUUCUGAUUGUCCACCAGCAGCUCAUGAGUUCCUCUUAUUUCUUCCCUUCCACAGUGCGAAACAUUCAGAUGAGAAAUCAAAAGUCCCCAGUGAUGCUGUUAAUGGUCCCCUAGAAGGAACCGCAAUGGACGAAGCCAAGUAAGUGUCAGCCAGAAUGAGGUUGUGAAGUGUGUGUCGUCCAGUAUGUUAUAGUGUCCUCUCUGUCUGCCCACCUACAGAACAGAGCAGAGUGUGGCCUCACCAGCGGCAGCUGUGAAUGGCCCAGGG
Molecule: messenger RNA, 16404 nt
Organism: Coregonus sp. 'balchen'
Lineage: Eukaryota; Metazoa; Chordata; Actinopteri; Salmoniformes; Salmonidae
Source: the annotation of a GenBank genome assembly